Messenger RNA from Abrus precatorius (Indian licorice), 2630 nucleotides. RefSeq names its product FAD synthase-like. NCBI's taxonomy places the organism in Eukaryota, Viridiplantae, Streptophyta, Magnoliopsida, Fabales, Fabaceae. Gene Ontology annotation, molecular function: FMN adenylyltransferase activity. The record is from RefSeq and is a predicted model, not a curated record. The coding region runs from base 389 to 1903 and encodes 504 amino acids. Gene Ontology annotation, biological process: FAD biosynthetic process. The transcript is spliced from 17 exons.
AUUCCAAAGCAAAACACUUGAGUGGGGGCAUAAUUCUCGAAUAUCUUUGCCAUUAAAUUGGAAAUGAGUGUGACCCAGUGGCUGGAUCGGGUGUUGGAGCAGCCACUUCAUCUUCGUCUACUGAAUCAACAAAACGUACAUAAAAUAGAUAGAUAGAUUAUAGAUAGGACCAACCUCGUUUGUUCUGUUUCUUGAGUUAUUUCAUUCUCACAUAUCCAACCAUAUUUUGCAUGUCCAAUUCUUGUUCCAAAAUAUCUAUCUCAUCUCUUACUCCAAUCCCUUUUCACAACGCCACAAUCAUUCAUUCACUCCACACCCUCCUAUUCCUCAACUCCCUUCACUCACCCCUUUUCUAAUUCGCCCAAAGAUUUUGUGCUCUACGGUCAACAUGGAGAUCGAUAAAGCAAUUAGAGAGUGUGAUGAUCGAAGACUUCAGACCAAGUACAACAACGCCACCUAUGUUAUUCAGAGAGCUUUAGCUUUGUAUUCUAUUGAAGAGGUUGCCUUCAGCUUCAAUGGAGGAAAGGAUUCAACAGUUUUGUUGCACCUACUCAGGGCUGGCUAUUUCUUGCAUAAAAGAGGGAAAAAUAGUGCCAAUGGGGAUUUAAAAAAUUUUCCAAUUCGGACAAUAUAUUUUGAGACUCCUAGUGCUUUCCCAGAAAUCAACUCAUUUACCUAUGAUACAGCUUCUACCUAUGGUUUGCAAAUUGACACCAUUCGCUUAGAUUUCAAGUCUGGUUUGGAGGCUUUGUUAAAGGAUAAACCUAUUCGAGCUAUUUUCCUUGGAGUUCGAAUUGGAGACCCUACUGCGGUUGGUCAAGAGCAAUUCUCCCCUAGCUCACCCGGGUGGCCACCUUUCAUGAGAGUGAAUCCCAUUUUAGAUUGGUCAUACAGAGAUGUAUGGGCCUUCCUUUUAACAUGCAAGGUGAACUAUUGCAGCCUUUACGAUCAAGGUUAUACAUCAAUUGGGAGCAUAUAUGACACAGUUCCCAACUCUUUAUUAAGCAUUAGCAACGCUUCCAAUAAAUUCAAACCAGCAUAUCUACUUGCUGAUGGAAGAUUAGAGAGGGCAGGGAGGGCUAAAAGAUCAUCUACUGGUGGACAACUACGUGCUGACAGCAAUGGCUUGACUACCCCAGAUUUGCAUAAAAACAGCAUGCUCACAGCAUCAAUCAUUGCAGUAGGAGAUGAGAUUCUGUUUGGCAUUGUUGAGGAUCAAUUGGGACCUUAUUUGUGUGGGAAGCUGAAUUCCGUUGGUUGGUCUGUGUUUCAACUUUCUGUUGUACACAACAGUAUAGAUUCUGUGGCCGAAGAAGUUGAGAGACAAAAAUCUACAAGUGAUAUGGUAUUUAUAUAUGGAGGUGUAGGUCCACUGCAUUCAGAUGUUACCUUAUCAGGCAUUGCAAAAGCUUUUGGUGUUCGUUUGGCUCCUGAUGAAGAAUUUGAGGAGUAUCUCAGGCAUAUUAUUGGUGAUCAGUGUACUGGUGACCGCAAUGAGAUGGCUCAAUUGCCUGAGGGCAUAACUGAAUUAUUGCAUCAUGAGGAGUUGUCUGUGCCCUUGAUCAAGUGCCAAAAUGUAAUAAUUCUAAGUGCAACAAAUGUUUUGGAGCUGGAAAGGCAGUGGGACUGUUUGAUUGAAUUAACAAAAUCAAGUGACCUACUAGCGUUGCUGGAACCAUAUGUAUCAAAGCAUGUGACAACUAAUCUCUCAGAUGUUGAAAUUGCUCAACCUUUGUCAAAGCUUUGCCUUGAAUUUCCGGACCUUUAUAUUGGGUGUUAUCGCAAAGCCAGAUAUGGAUCCCUUAUAGUAAGCUUCAAAGGAAAGGACCAAACACGCCUUGAAUCAGCUAUAAAAGCAUUGCACAAGAAGUUUCAACCUGGUGCUUUCGUUGAGAUGAACUAGCGUGAUAUUCUCAAUGAUAUGGUCCAUUUCUAUUGGAUGCGAACAGAAUGGAAAUCUUUUAUACACAGGGAACAUGCCAAUCUCAUAUUAUCUACAAAUAUAAGAUGCAUGGGAUAAAGAUGGACUGAGGAAUAAAUCAAGGAUGCUACUCUGUCGGAAGAAGAAAGAACAAUGGUACAACAGAGGUUGCUGAAGCUUCAAUUCAAUUGCGAUACACGGCAUUUUAACUGCUUCAUGGGGCUCGGACAACAAAUUGACUAUUAUUGAAUUAUUAUGAAAUUAUCUCAACUUACAGAACCAGUUUACAAAUACAGGUUUUUGCAUUGAAAAUCCACCAAUUAAAUCUUUAAAUUAGCAGUGCAAAUUGCACCAUCAGCUUUGGUUGCUAUUUACCUGAUUUUUAUGUUGAUUUAAGUAUACUUGCUAUACAGUUGGCAAGCAGGUCAUCUGGUGUAUGAACCAUUUAGCCCAUUUUUUUAACCAUUCUAUGCUGAGGCAUAGUUUGCCCAGUGGAAUAACGUAUUUAUUGGUAAAGUCACCGUACAGGAAAAGAUUUCCCCCCUCAAUAAGUAAUGAUUAGGGCACGACCCUUUUUUCUUUACUUCUAUGUUCGUGGGAUACCCCUCACAUUAACUUUCUAUGUUCAGGGGAAUCAAUUCUUCUUGUGCUGAUCAAAGGUUAAAUUCCAAACUAUUGACGCACUUCCUAAACCGAUUGACCUCUUGUC